Messenger RNA from Ostreococcus tauri, 864 nucleotides. Its product is annotated as unnamed product. The record is from RefSeq and is a predicted model, not a curated record. The transcript has a single exon. Lineage: Eukaryota; Viridiplantae; Chlorophyta; Mamiellophyceae; Mamiellales; Bathycoccaceae. Bases 1 to 864 code for a protein of 287 amino acids.
AUGACCGCCACCGCGCCGCGCGCGCCCGAAGAGCUCGAGCGCGCGCUCGCGACGUGCGAGCGCGCGCUCGCCGAGCAGCGCGCCCUCGGGGCGCGCGCGGCGGAAGAUUUCUCCAAACAUCACGCGCGCGCGCUCGCGGAGGCGCGCGAGCGAGGACGUCGACGAUCGCUCGGGAUGAAAAUCGCGCUCGCGGUGACCGUGGUGUUGACGUUAAUCAGCGCGCGACGCGGCCGGGCGGUUCGAACGGUGACGAGGGCUCGGGACGAGGCGCUGCGGUCGCUGGGGACGUGUCGGGGCGACGUCGAGGCGCUGCGGGCGCGAGGCGGGAAAGUCAGUGGAACGCGCGAUGGAAGUGGACGUGGGACGGGAGAUUCGACGCCGAGGACGCUGGGACAGUGCGUGGAGACGCUGGGGGAAGCGCGGAGGGAAAACGAGCGGCGGGCGAGCGCGGUGGAGGCGUGCGAGAGACGCGUGCGAGCGCACGCGACGGGCGACGCGUCGUAUUUUCAAGACGCGAGCGAAGCGCGAGAGAUGCUCGAGGCGAUGAAAGCGAGGAUGAGGGAUAAGGAUGAGGCGCUGAAAUUGGUACAGACGCGCAUGCGGUUGAUGCAGUACGCGGCGACGCUGGUGGUGAUGGCGUUCGCCGCGGCGGCGGCGCAUCCGACGGUUCGCGAGAGUUUCCUCGACCUCGUGCGAUCGAGCGAUCGACGGACGAUCGAGCGCGUGGCGCGAGAUGAAUUGGCGCAAGCGCGCGAGCGAUCGCGGUCGCGGUCACCCGCUCGCGCGGCUGUUGAACCGACGAAGACGCCGCCGUUAUCGCCCACGCGUUUCGUCCGCACGGCUACGAAGACGCGCAUCGAGUGA